AUGGCGACCGAGACCACUCCUGUUAAUGGCCUGUACGGGGCAAACCAGUACGGCCAGCCUGCUGAACUUGCCGCCUCUACUCCCUCUGCGCCAACUCAUGCUACCUCCGCUUCUCAAAGUACUACUACCUCCACCACCCAGCAGAAGGCAGACCCUCAAGAGAUUGGCUGGUAUUUUGUCGAGCAGUAUUAUACAACUCUGUCCAAGAGCCCGGAAAAAAUUCAUCUGUUCUACUCCAAGAAGUCACAACUGGUCACGGGCGUCGAGGCUGAGAAAGUUGUUCCAGCUGUUGGGACAAAGGCAAUCAGCGAGAAGAUCAAAGCCCUUGACCUCCAAGACUGCAAAGUGCGCGUCCUCAAUGUCGACUCUCAGGCCUCGUUCAACAAUAUUGUAGUCCAGGUUAUCGGCGAGAUGUCCAAUAAAUCAGAGCCGCAUCACAAGUUUGUGCAGACUUUUGUCCUGGCCGAACAACCCAAUGGUUAUUUUGUCCUCAACGACAUCUUUCGCUACCUCAGUGACGACGAGGAUGAGAUUGUUGAAGACGAACAACCUCAGCCGGAAGUCCCUGCGGAAGAACCCCCCACCCCUGCUGCAGGUGUGAACGAUACCCCAUCUCACGUUGACGACGUCGUUGCUACUGAAGACGCAGUCGAGAAGGUCGACGAGAAACUGGAGGAACAAAAGGCAGAAGAAGCACAAGCAGCAGAGGAACCAGCUGAGGUCAAUGGCGAUACCGUUCCCGCUCCUGCAGAACAAGCUGAGGAAGCUCCUGAGCUCUCAGGUCCUAAGGACGAGGCUGUGGCCAAUGAAGUUGCCGAACCUGCCGCAACCGAGCAACCUGCUGAACCCGAAGUGGUUGCUGCUGAGCCCGCCCCAGAGGCAGCUGCACCAGCUUCAACUCCUGCUGAAGCGCCUCCUGCAAAGAAGACUUGGGCCAGCAUGUUGGGAGGUGGCGUCCAAAAGCCAGCUGUCCCAGCCCUUCCUUUAACUCCGCCGCCGCAGCCAAAGGCUGCCCGGCCGUCGCAACCUACACAGGCCCCCAAAGCUCCCGUUGAAUCUGUUCCAACCGCCACAAACACCACUUCCAGCACCCCGACCUCACAGAGCAAUGGCUGGCAGACUGCAGAUCACAGCAAGAAGAGCAACCGACCACCGAACCGAGCUGUCUCAGAGGGAAUUACAAUGGCGUACAUUAAGAACGUUAACGACAAAGUCGACGCCAGAAUCCUUCGAGAGGUUCUCGAGAGGUACGGUGAGCUCAAAUAUUUCGAUGUGUCACGACCUAGGAACUGUGCUUUUGUCGAGUUUGUUGAUGCUGCCGGAUACGCUGCUGCUGUUGCUGCCAAUCCUCACACUGUCGGUACUGAGCAGAUUCACGUUGAAGAGCGUCGACCCCGCCCAAACGCAUAUGGCGGCAGCAAUACUAAUUUUAACCGUACCGGUGGAACCACCAACCGUGGCCGGGGUGGCAUGCAGGGUGGCCGUUCCGGAAGUCAGACCAACUUUCCAAAGGACGCAGGCCGUGGUAGUGGUUACCAACGGGGUGGAAAGCCUGGCACUGGCACCGUCACUCCGAAGGGGCGUGGCCAAGGACAGACUGCUUGA
Molecule: messenger RNA, 1605 nt
Organism: Fonsecaea nubica
Lineage: Eukaryota; Fungi; Ascomycota; Eurotiomycetes; Chaetothyriales; Herpotrichiellaceae
Exons: 3
Coding region: 1-1605 (534 amino acids)
Biological process (GO): ribophagy; protein deubiquitination
Cellular component (GO): cytosol; Ubp3-Bre5 deubiquitination complex; ribonucleoprotein complex
Molecular function (GO): mRNA binding
Source: RefSeq, a predicted model, not a curated record